Solanum verrucosum is the source of this 2305-nucleotide messenger RNA. Its product is annotated as probable hexosyltransferase MUCI70. The transcript has 10 exons. The record is from RefSeq and is a predicted model, not a curated record. Lineage: Eukaryota; Viridiplantae; Streptophyta; Magnoliopsida; Solanales; Solanaceae. Bases 347 to 2065 code for a protein of 572 amino acids.
AUAAGUAUUAUGUGUGAGAAAAGAAGAAGCUAACUAGUUGCUGUGAAAAAAAAACUCAAAAACUCUCUUGUUGCAUUCUCACAUUGUAGGACACUGCUGCAGUGAUUUUGGCGAAGUGGGGUGUCAUUAUUCGAUCGAAAUAUAGUAAAUUGAGGAUUGGUUUUGAUUAUUGAGAUCAUUUGGUGAAUUGGGUCUCGUUUUUCUUGGUGAUUUUAGUGUAUUUUUUCCAUUAUUUUGUGCCAAAAAAAGAUAAAUUUAGUCUAAAGAUCCAGACUUUAUAAGAAGAUUUAACAGUUGGAUGUGGAUCAGAGAUGAGAGGUGAAGUUAAAGGGUUGAGAGGACAACAAUGACUAUAGCGUCAUUGGGUCUUCGUUCUUCAGGGAGUUAUGGAUCAUUGCAACAACAGCAAUUCCAGAACGGUGGCUCUCCUUUCCAGACGUCACCCCCUGUUCCACCACGAAAGCCCCCAAAAAUGUUCAAGGAGAAAGAAGGAUUGUUUCUUUGGAUCUGCAAAUUUGCACCUAGAAAGAAGAUUGGGAUGAUGUUAUUAUGUGUUGUGUCGGCCGCAGUGUUUUUGUGGGUCUUGUAUGUUGGCAAAGGUGAAGAUACACAGGAACUUAUCAUGUCCAUGAAUAGUGGGGUGUUUCCUCCAGAUACUGGACAGAUUAGGCAUAUCGAUUCGAUAGAGAAAAAUGAUGUUGGAAAAAUUGCAUCAAUUGAAUCUCCUCCACCUCCACCUCCACCUCUUGCAUAUUUUAAAGGAUAUACUCUUCCUCCUGGGAAUUCAUGUGAAGGCUUCACAUUGCCACCGCCCCCAGCAGAUAAGAAGAGAACUGGACCAAGACCAUGUCCAGUAUGCUAUCUUCCUGUCGAACAAGCUAUUGCAUUAAUGCCAGAUGCACCUUCCUUUUCUCCCGGAGUUAGCAGUUUAACUUACAUCCAUGAGGAAAAUUUGAGUAAAUCUGAGUUUGGAGGUUCAGAAUUUGGUGGAUAUCCUUCACUGAUGCAGAGGAAUGAUUCAUAUGAUGUAAGAGAGUCCAUGAGUGUGCACUGCGGAUUUUUCAGGGGAGCCAGGCCAGGGCAUCAGACAGGUUUUGACAUUGAUGAUUCUAACCUUCUUGUGAUGGAAUCUUGUCGAGGUGUUGUUGUGGCAUCAUCAAUAUUUGGUGCUUUUGAUUUGAUUCGGCAACCACAAAAUAUAAGUGAAUAUGCUAAAGGGAAUGUCUGCUUCUACAUGUUUGUGGAUGAAGAAACAGAAAACUUCCUGAGAAAUUCAAGUGAACUGGAUAGUAGCAUGAGAAUUGGUUUAUGGAGAAUCGCUGUUGUUCAUAAUCUGCCUUAUGAUGAUCCACGACGAAAUGGAAAGGUCCCAAAGCUUUUGCUGCACAGGCUUUUCCCGAAUGCCCGUUAUUCUCUAUGGGUUGAUGCAAAACUUGAGCUUGUUGUGGAUCCAUAUCAAAUACUUGAAAGAUUCUUAUGGAGAAAAAAUGCAAGCUUUGCAAUAUCAAGACACUACAGGCGCUUUGAUGUGUUUGUAGAAGCAGAGGCAAAUAAGGCUGCUUCUAAGUUUGACAAUGCUUCCAUCGAUUUCCAGGUUGACUUCUAUAGAAAGGAAGGUCUAACUCCAUAUACCAGAGCUAAACUUCCUAUCUCAAGUGAUGUUCCUGAGGGGUGUGUAAUUAUAAAAGAGCAUAUUCCGAUCUCCAAUCUCUUUACUUGUCUUUGGUUUAAUGAAGUGGACCGCUUUACUCCAAGAGAUCAAAUUAGCUUUGCCAUUGUGAGAGACAAGAUCAGGGAAAAGACAAAUUGGACUUUGAAUAUGUUCUUAGACUGUGAACGGCGAAACUUUGUGAUUCAGGGUUAUCAUAGAGACGUUCUUGAGCGCUGGCCUCCCCCACCUCCACCUGGUGCUAUUGCGGUUGUUCAUCCUCCACCACCUGUAAUUGAUGAAACUAUGCCCAAUGUUUCAGCAUCAAGUUUUGUUACUAGUCCAGUCAAAAAGAUACCCACGAAGCGUGGGAGAGAAAGGAAAUCCAGACGUCAUAGAAAAGUUAUUCCGGGUUAGUUAACUUGUUAUAAUAUUUAUUUAGGCAAAUUCUUAUUCUUUCCUUCCCUGAAGUCAAGGAUAUUGAUUAUGGGGGGGGGGGGGGGGGGGGGGGGUUAGGGAAGGAACUGUGCAAGAUGAGUUUUGUAGCUUUUGUUUACAAGAAAAGACGGUAUUAAAAUUUUCCGUCGAUUCUUUUAGGAGGUGACCAAUUUAUUAUUUUUUGUUGUAUAUAGUUGAGAGUCUAAAAAUGUUAUCAAA